UCGUUUCAGUCCCUGUAUCGCGUUUGCUCUGUUCACUUCGUUCAUAUUCGUGCGAGUGAUUCACUGUAAUAUAUAUUGUUUAUUUCUUUGUUUUUUAUUUAUUUUCAUUUUUAUUUAUUAGUGAAUAAAAUUGAAAAAAAAUGAAGAAUAUGUGUAUUAAAAUAUCAUUUUUGUUUUAACUUUUCCUUUGUUUUAUCUUUACAGAAAAUUAAAAAAAUUAUAUUUUUUGUUUUUUAAUUACAAAGAAAAUUUCUCAUAAUACAUUUAAAAUAAAUUCUGAUUUCUUGUUUUAUCUCUUUCUUUAUAUGAUUUCUAUAAAAGCAAAAGUACCUAAUAUUAAUAUCUUUAGUUAUUAAUCGUGAAAAUUAGUUUAAUCAUUAAUUUAAGUAUUUAUUUUUAAAAAAUAAUAUUGAAAGAUGUACUAUAUGUAAUUUUAUAUAUGAUCUCAAUAAAGAAAAAUAGAAUGAAAAAGAACGAAAUAAUAACACGGUGAUAUAAUUCUACUUCACUUUUACAAUUAUUAUAAUAAUUAUGUUUUUGUGGAUAUUAAACUAUUUGAAUUUAUUAACGGUAUUUAUUUUAUGUUUAUCAACCAUUGAAUUACAAGCAGAAAAAAGUGGUUGGAAUUUUGAUCCAAAUACACAAUAUCACAUUCAAACAGAUGAAGGACCUGAAAGGUAUUUUCGUUUUCAAACAUUAAAUGGACAAUACAGAAAAGAAAAAAGAUUAGUUGAUGGAACAGUUAUUGGUACAGAAGGCUGGUUAGAUCCUCUUGGAUAUUUACGACUUAAAGAUUAUAUAGCAGAUAACGAUGGAUUUCGAAUUUUAAGAUCAAAAAUGAUAUAUGUGGGUAAUAAUAGACCUAUUUAUGAUGCGGUAACAGAAGUGAAAAGAGUACCUGCUCAAACUGGAAUUCUUGUAAAACCAACACGUCCACCAAAUCCUUUCAGAUCAAAAACAGAGCAUGUUGUUCCAGUUUUUGAUAAUGAUAUAAAUUCUGAAUAUUAUGCCAGCACAACUGCCAAACCUCAAGCUAAAUUUCCUACAUUUACUUCUAAUGAUUAUUAUUACAAUACCAAUCCAACAAGUUUAUCUUCGGGACUACGCAAUUUAAAUAAUUAUUCUCAAUCUCAAAAUUAUAAUAUUCUUCGCCAUCCGAAAAUGCCACUUAAUCAAUUAUCAACAAUUCAUACAAGCAGUACAUCGCGAAAUAAUCCAACAGAAUUUCCUGAAUUUGAUGGAACAUAUAAUGUUGCUAAUGGAUUUCAAUAUUAUUUGAAAAGACAGUAUCACGAAGAAGAACAAGAUUCAACUGGAAGUAAUGUCGGUUCUUUUGGUUAUAUAGAUCCAUUUGGUAUUAGAAGAGUAAUUUAUUAUAAAACUGACCCGCAAAAUGGUAAUUUUUAUCAUAAAAAAAAUAAUAAAUAUGUUGGAUUUGCGUCAACUCCUUAUGAUCUGUCAUUGCCUAAUUUAUACAGACGUAAUUUAAGAUCUGUAAAUUAAUACACUUUUUCUCAAUUCAUUUUAUGAUAAAUUAAUUAUGAAAUUUUUGUUUCAUAUAAUUGGAUUAAUUAUUAUUUGUGACUGAAAUCUGUUUUGACAUUCUUUUUUUUUUUUCAUAUGUAAUUAAUAGUACAAAACGAAAAGAAAUUGUACAAACUUUUAUUAUAAUAUAUAUUAAAUAAGAUAAAUAUGGAUCUUAAUUUUAAAAAUAUAUCAAAGACAAAGAUUUGUUUUUUUUCUAAUGAAACUAAGAAAGGAAAAAAUGAACAUAUAAUCAUACAUAAAUAAAUAUGAUGCAAAUUUAAUUUGAAAUUAUUCUAAAAAAAAAUAAAAAAAGAAAAUUGAUGAUUCAAAAAAAAUGAGUUUUCUUAAAAAAGAAUACAAUCACAGUUAUAAAAAAAGUAAAUAACAAAUUUGCAGCAGUAAAAAAAUUCAUAAAGUUUAAAUUUGUUGUUGUGAAAACUACUUAGGAAAGAUUUUGAACAGUAUUUUACAUGAUUUUGAAAAUGCAUGAUUUUUAAAAAUUUAUGAUAAAUUAAUUACUAUUGAGAAAUAUAAAAAAUGAAACAACUAAAUAAAUUAAUCUAUAUAUAUAUAACUAAUAAAUAACAUAUAUUGUCAAUAAAUAAUGACCUAAAAUCUAAACUUGAAUACUUGCACGUACAUAAUGGUAUUACUUUGCUUCACAAAAAUAGCCAUUUGAUCUUAUCUGAUGCCAAAUUUCUAAUAAAAAUUUAAAAAAUUCUUUAUUUUCUUUUAAAGAAAAUCUUUUUUCUCUAAAAAAUUAAUUGUUAUUUAAUCAUAAAAUAUAUAUAAAUAUCUUUCAUUUUAAAUUUCUAUGUCUCUUAUAUUUAGUAUUUUUUGAAUGCUUUAAUAAAAUAAUUUAGUUAGUAAAAAAAUCUUAUGUCAUAUAUAUUUAGAAUUCCAGAAUUUCAUAAUUUGUUGAAUUUCCUGACUGAAAAUCUUUUCUAAAAAAAAAAAAAAUAAUUUUAAUAAUAUACUAUUUUUAAACAAUUACGAAUAAAGAUAUUUAAUAAUAAAUUAUAUAAAAAUAAUAUUUUUUUUAUAACUAAUUUAUAUUCAUAAAAAUAUUCAAUUAUUCAAUUCAUUUUUCAGAAAUAUUUAAAUAUAUAAAAAUAAAAUAAAUAUAUCUAUUUACCAAUAGUGAAUGUAGUAUUAAAUUACAAGUAUGAUCAAUUUUUACUUAUAAAGAAUUAAUAGAUUUUCGAAUUUAUUAUUUAUUUAUUUAUUGAAAUUCGAUAUUCCAUAUGACAUACAAUUUUAAUUUUAUUAUAUGUAUUAAAUACAUUUAUUCAAAUAUACUUUAUUUACGUAAAAUAGAUAUUUUUAAUUUUUACGUUACAUUGAUAAUAUAAUAUAUAAUAUAUGAAAAAAGACUUUUUGCUUUUUCAAUUGCUUUAAAGCUUAAUUUAUAUUGUUACAUUGAAUUUUAAAUUAUAAUAACUGCGUGCCAUGUUAAUAUUAUAUAUGUUAUACGUACAUAUAAUUAUUCGUAUUACAUUCGUGAGAUACUUUUUCAGAAAAUCAAUUUUAAAGUCAAAAACAAUAUAAUUAGUAUAAAGAAAAAUAAUUAGUUUAUAAAAAUUAAUUUAGUUUCUUGUUUGAGGCUUAUUCAUUUAUAAAUAUUUGAAAUUUAAAAUGAGAUGAAAUGGAAAUGAGAUCACUCUAUUUCCAUUAUAUUGCUAUCACACGUUUUCAUUUUACUUUAUCUAAAUAUAAUAUGAAAUUAAAUUUUUUUAAUAAAUUUCUAUGAAUAUUUUUAUAUGCUAAUUUUCGUAUAUAUUUUUAUAUUUACAUAAAACAAAGUUACAUAAAUCAAAGUAUCUCGUGAAUAUAUUCUAUAUAUAUAUUCUAUAUAUAUAUUAAAAAAAUUUAAUAUUACUAAAUAUAAAGUUAACCGAAACUAAUUUUUUACUGUAACUAUUUAGAUAUGACUUUUAAAAUUAUACUUAUUAUACUUAUAAUUAAAUAAAAUUAUACUUAUAAUAAAAAAUUUCAAAUAAUUAAAAAUAGAUAUAUAAUAAUAAUGAUAAUAGAUUUUAUUAUCUGCAAUAUAGUAUUAGUUCAAUAUUGUAUUUUAUUAUAAAUAAUGAUGAAUAAAAUUUUUUUUUGUAAAA
This is a messenger RNA of Apis cerana (Asiatic honeybee), 3641 nucleotides long. RefSeq lists its product as uncharacterized. The record is from RefSeq and is a predicted model, not a curated record. Lineage: Eukaryota; Metazoa; Arthropoda; Insecta; Hymenoptera; Apidae. Gene Ontology annotation, cellular component: chitin-based extracellular matrix. Gene Ontology annotation, molecular function: structural constituent of chitin-based larval cuticle.